This is a messenger RNA of [Torrubiella] hemipterigena, 1368 nucleotides long. The record is from the annotation of a GenBank genome assembly. Lineage: Eukaryota; Fungi; Ascomycota; Sordariomycetes; Hypocreales; Clavicipitaceae.
GGCCUCUCAGCUUCAGUGUUGGGCUGAUUGGCUGGAUCAGUUACGAGCAUCCAUAAUCCAUGCUGGGCUAGUACGGAGCUGAUCGGCAGGCAACAGGACGCCUUGCGCUAGGCAGCGCAUCUACAUUGACAACGUGACGGAGGUUUCUGGGUGCUCAUAUAGAUUAUGCUCGGCGGCAUAGCAGUAGGGAAACAAUAUGGUGUUCUUUGCAAGACUGGGCGUCGCGAUAGAAUAACUUGCGAUGGUCGAUGCAAGAGAGUCCAAACCAACUGCCAAUGUUGUGUCGUCGGCAAAGCUGCACAAGAACUCCCCAAAGGCAUCUGGUAAUGACAUCUUCAAAGCCAUGAUGUCGGGGACGGCAGUAAAACGACCCGCAUCAAGCCAAGCGUCCGAUACCAAGAAACGAAAGCCUAAACCAUUACCAGCAACCUACGCCCAUCUACCUCUAUUACCUGAUGCUAUAUCCGAUGGACUCUUGGUAUUGUUUGUUGGUUUAAAUCCAGGUUUGGAAACAGCUAGAUCUGGUCAUGCGUAUGCGCACCCGACAAACCAUUUCUGGAGGCUCCUUUUCUCGAGCGGAAUCACGCCCCGAGCCUGUCGACCCGAAGAAGAUGGCAAAAUGCCCGAACUCUAUUCACUUGGGCUGACCAACAUUGUCAGCCGGCCGAGUCGCAACGGCGCCGAACUAAGCAAACAAGAGAUGGACGAUGGCGUGGCACUACUCCACGAAAAAGCGCGCAAGUGGCGGCCUGAGUCAAUGUGCAUCGUUGGAAAGAGCAUUUGGGAGAGUAUCUGGCGUGUCCGACAUGGAAAGUUACCUGGCAAGAACUUCAAGUAUGGCUGGCAGGAUACAUCAGAGAAUAUGGGCGUGAUUCGGGGUGAGUGGAAGGGCGCGAGAGUAUUCGUCGCUACUACAACAAGUGCACUGGCAAAGAACAUGUCCAUGGAGGAUAAGCAAGAAAUAUGGGACAAAUUAGGGUCAUGGGUUAUGGCAAGGAGGAUAGCAAGGGAAAAAGACAAGGUAGAGGCAAAGGAAGGCGCAGAGGCUGAAGCAGCGCUUAAAAAAGAUUUGCCUACAGAUCUAUCUAGCGUCAAUAGUGAUGAUACGACAACAUAGCUUAGCAUUUAUGAAUCUGUAUAUAUAUAUAUAUAGCUGAGAAGCCUGUAUUGCGCGUUAGCCGCCAAAGAAAUACGCAUCAUACUACAUGCGGAUGCUGUAAUAAGAAGGUCUUUAAUAUGAUCGAAAUCUCCAUACCCUGGAUUUUACGACAGUAAUAUCGCACAAGGUGAUCUAACCCAUGACUCGGGUGGCCCCUGCUGCUCCAGCUUCUUAAACGGCACAAUAGCGGUACACAUAUUACUCUCACC